GCGGCUGAAAGACGGAAGUAUAUAUGCGACGGACAAGCAUGGGUACCCGAGUUGCUGCACGUCAGGUUCUUCGGUGGGCCGUGACCAAUGCCACCUCCUCUGUAUUCAGUCCACUUCGGGGUGGGAGACGUCCCCUCCAGCCUCUGUGCACCGGGUGCAGAUUUCUCUGUUCCUCCAGCAGCCAGAAUACUCUGCAGCAACACAACCAUGAAGUCGGUCCUCAAUCCAGGAAACCAGUCACGGAGCUGUCCCUCCACUCUCUGGUUGAUAUGGGAUUCACAGACUCCCAGUCAGAGCAGAUCUACGAAGCCACGUCCAAUCUCAGAGGAGGAAGUGCUGCCAGACAUGCUCUGUCAACUCUCACGGCUCUGUUUGUCUUGGGCCUCAACCCUUCCACUGUGCUGAGACUGCUGGAGAAAUGUCCUGAACUUUACACAAUCAAUGAGUCGCAGCUCCAGCAGCGCAUAGGCAACAUGCGUAAAUUAGGUUUGGUUGAAGGCAGUCUGCAGAGAGUGGUCUCUUAUUACCCCCAGAUCCUGACUGUGCCUGUGAAGACCGUAAAAAGCGUGGUGUUGUUCCUCAGAGAGAAGUGCCAGUUUACCGUCCAGCAGGUCACAGACAUCCUCCGAGAUAGUCCGACCGUAGUCCUGGAAAAGAGGGGUCAGCUGGAGUACAAGUUUCAGUAUGCCUACUUCCGGAUGGGUGUCAAACAGGCGUGGAUGGUGAAGUCCCGGUAUUUUCGUUUCUCUCUGGACGAGGUGCGCUGUCGACACUGUUUUCUGGAGCGCAGGGGCCUGUAUCAAACCCCAGACAAGAAGGGCCAGACGCUCAUCAUCAACCCCAAACUGGACGACAUCUUCAACGUUGACGAGGACGGCUUCCUCACACAUGUUGCCAAUGCGUCAGCAGAGGAGUUUGAAGUAUUUGGGAAACUGCUGGCAAGAGAGUGGCAGGAAGAACAGCAUCAGCAUGGCAGCGUUGAAGCUGAUAGCGACGAUGAUGAGGAUGAAGAGGACGAAGAGAAUGAGGAGACUGCAGGGAAAGGUGGCUACAUGAAGAGGAGAAAAAAAUGACUAAGAACUUGUUUAUAGAGGAAGUUGCAUGAUUAGAGGAAAUGACAUUAUGGUGAUGAAUGAACUAAAUAAAAUGUUUCCAUUUA
This is a messenger RNA of Cyclopterus lumpus (lumpfish), 1159 nucleotides long. It is a transcript of the gene mterf4, whose product is annotated as mitochondrial transcription termination factor 4. Gene Ontology annotation, molecular function: double-stranded DNA binding. The transcript has 4 exons. Bases 24 to 1073 code for a protein of 349 amino acids. Lineage: Eukaryota; Metazoa; Chordata; Actinopteri; Perciformes; Cyclopteridae. Gene Ontology annotation, biological process: regulation of DNA-templated transcription. The record is from RefSeq and is a predicted model, not a curated record.